AGACAAGAUACUCCCGAGCGGGAACCUUCGUUACCGGCACUGUGGUUUUGGUUUCUUCCCAAACGUUUCUCCCACUUUCCUCAACGGAUCAUGUCUAAACGGGACCAGUGAUUUUGACCGCUUUUAUUCACCAAACCGAUCAUAUGUACAUAGAAGAAUACAUUGAAGAUGACGAGGAACCACCUUUGCUGCUCUACUCUUGUCCUUCUCACGGUGUUUGGCUGUGGUGGGGCUGCAGCAGUGCAGUGUCGGUGGGGGGAGGGCUGUGUCUGUGUCCAAUGCCCUCCUGGACAGCAGCCUUCAAAAGCUUGUGCAGAGAUCCAGUCUCCAGCAGAAGAGGUGAGCUGUCAGUCAUGUCCAGUGGGGACCUUCUCAGACGCCCUGGAUUCUGAACUUUGCCGUCCACAUCUUUCCUGUGAGCUGAUUGGUCGAAGUGUGGCGACCCCGGGCACUGUGGCCUCAGAUGCACAGUGCGGAGACUGUCUGCCAGGGUUAUUCUCAACAGAAGGAUCCAACCAAAGUCCGUGUGUUGAAAAAACUAUGCAUUCACGGCCAGUGCGUACAGUUGCUAAGGGGACCUCGGCUGGCACAGGGGGACCAGUAAACGGCACAGUGGUUCGCAGCGCUGAAGAGAAGACCGCAGAGUAUGCUGUUUUUGCAUUGGUGCCUAUUUUCUGCGUUAUGGGCCUCUUGGGCAUCCUUAUCUGCAAUAUCCUCAAGAAGAAAGGCUACAACUGCAUGGCUGAAAAGGAGGGAGCGGACCCUGAAAUGGCCUCACCACAGAAAGACGCAAACAACUGCCCCUAUAUCUCUGAUGACAUUCUGAAUGAAGAUACCAUCAGUGUCCUGGUCCGUCUCAUCACUGAAAAGAAGGAGAAUGCUGCUGCCCUGGAGGAACUGCUGCUUGAAUAUGAGAGCAAACAGACGAGCAAAGCUUCUUCCAUUAAGUUGCCCAUGAUGUCCCCCCUGUCCACAUUCCGCUCCUUACCCAGACUGUGCCCACAUCAGUCCCACCUCCACACUAUCUCGGGCAUGUCUGGACUGGCUCCUAGACAUGGCUACAGGUGUACCCGUUGUGCCCAGAGGAAGUGGCCCCCUGUCCUCAUCCCUCCUCUGGAUGCACUUAAAGACCCCCUCAAGGCUCCCCAAUCCCUCACCCUUCCAUCCCUCAAUGUGUCUAUGGACCAGCAGAAAAGCCCCCUGCUGGCCGAAGUGUGUGUUGACGCCCCCCACCAUACACUACCUGGUGUGCCAAAUACUAUUCAGGACAAAACCGAUGGGGCUCAAGUGAAGGAACGAAAGGAAGGAGAGCUGACAGUGGUGUCUGUGGGGAGAUUUCAAGUUGCACAAAUCCCCGAGCACAAGCCUGUCAUAAGAGAACCCAAAACCUCAACUCAGGAGCAGCGCCACUCCUUUUUUGGCAUGUCUCCGUUUUCCUCUUCAUCAGUCAUCAGAAGGUGAAGAUGUCAAAAGGUGGUGCUGCAUCAUAAAAAAUGCUACCUCGCUGAUGAUGAUAACCUCAGCUAUGGUUAGCGACUAGACAGCUUGGAAGAAUAGCAGGAACAUGCCUGAACCACUGCUGAUAGAAGCUGAAACUAGUGCGCUGCCACAUGAAGAUCUUUGAACACCGUGCUGUACCAUGUAAGCAUCGCAGAGAUAUUAGAAACUCACAAACUAUUGCUUCAGGUGUAUGAUAAAUGAACAAAACACUAGCCACUGUCAAGGGGUAUUCUGCAGUGUUAUAGUAUUUCUUGUCAUUACUUUUUAUCUUUACCUAUACAAAUGGGCUGUAUUGUUUUGCUCUUCAGUUCUGCUUUUAUUCAUAAUUUUCUACUGCUGACCUUAGAACUAGUAGAGAUGGCCAAAUGAUAGUGAAUGGUUCUCCAUCAGGCAUUUUUUUUUACAUUUGUUUUAAAUUUGCUUAUGCAUCUAUAGUUAAAGGUUAGGGAUUUUAUAACAUUCACAUGUAAAUAAAUGUAUAUAAUGUAUAUAACUGGAUUGUAUACAGGGCGGUCUUUUGGGUAUUUUAACACUAGGUUUAAGGUUUGAAAUUGGCAGUGCUAGCAGUUUAUGUGCUGCCUGUGUACAUUUGAUGUUCUCAUUGAAAAAGCCAAGUAGAGAAUUGGUGGUGAAGGGAGAUUAGUAUAGUUAAGAGUCCUCAAAGUCAAGCAUCUCUCUUGGCUUUCAUUUCCAUCCUCAUGGGUCUUUGUAGCACCUUCAAGGAGAGCCCUCAUUCAUUUUCAAAUGUUCUUAUUAUGAGCUGAUGAAGGGUAUGAUGUUUAGCAUACAUUAUUUAUUUUAAAUUGUGUUAAUUUAAUCUGUUUGUAUUAUAUUUAAUAUUUUAAAGAUCAAUGCUCUCAUGUUUUGAGGUUUUGAUAGAAUGAAGAAAGUAAGAAGUUUGCAUUUCUUUGACAUUUUUAGAUUGAAUUUGUAAGAAUUUUUCUUUAUGAUGUUUUUACUGAAGAAAUAAAGAUAUAUUUUAAAAAUG
This is a messenger RNA of Periophthalmus magnuspinnatus, 2488 nucleotides long. It is a transcript of the gene relt, whose product is annotated as RELT TNF receptor. Lineage: Eukaryota; Metazoa; Chordata; Actinopteri; Gobiiformes; Gobiidae. The coding region runs from base 169 to 1461 and encodes 430 amino acids. The transcript has 11 exons. Gene Ontology annotation, biological process: apoptotic process. The record is from RefSeq and is a predicted model, not a curated record.